GCACUUGCAGUUAUACAACAGGUACGCUUGUCUUGAAACUUGCGCUGAUGUCGAAGCAGGAGACGUUCUUACCGAUUCUGAGCUGUUCCUUCCGAAACCGGUUAAAAUCUGUGCCAAGAACAUCGCAGAAAUCUCAUUUGCAAGAAGAUACAGAGGAAGACGUGAAAAAUUAAAAAGAGUAUUGUUUUAUUCACAUCUGGAGAAUGGCUGACUGACUGGAAAAUAGAUUAGUCCUUCGAUCAAAAGCACUGAAUAAAUGUUGAGCCGUAACCCAAUUUCGCAAGCUUGGACGCAGCAACAAGCAUUGCAUAGUUUCAAAUUACAAGAAGAUGCAAGCGACACAUUGCGUAAUUUUUAUCAUAAUCGCAACUCCAAGAAAAUAGCAUAUACGCAGUCAUUGCGUACAAAGCGAGCCUAUGCGAUGCUGGCGUCAAGCGAAUGGGCGCAAAUGACCGCCAAAAUGUUCCAACGAACUUAGUGAUGUGCAUUGGAAACGCUGGAACCGGUGUGGGCUGUCGCAUCAGAGGCCAUGCACGAAGAGGGGGGAAGAAGAUGCGGACAGGACACUCAAGAAACACGACAGUCGCCAUAACAAAUGAAUUUUGCUCAUCGAAGACUUGUGUAUUCUGUUUCCAACAAACAGAGCUAGCGAAACGAAGAUUACCUGAUGGAAAAACGAAGCAAGUCUCUGGUGUAGUCCGAUGCAUCAAUCCAAACUGUCCUGCCGGGCGCAGAGGUUACGCAACACGGAAUCGUAAUCAGCAAGCUGCUUUCGCCAUUGGUUUGGUAGGUGCGGUCAGACUGCUUUCACAAGAUAACGUCACUUUGCCGCAAUUCGAUCCACGGCCCCAAGGCAACGACUAUAUGUUAGUCAAAAUGAAUAACGAUACAAACACUAUUGAAGCUAUCCGAAGCGAUACGCCUAUGGUCUCACUCAGCUUGAGUGGAUUAACAGUGGGCCAAAACGUCCAAGACUAGUUAAACCAAUCAAUAUCCCAGUCUUCCAGUAAUAUGGAUUCACCAGCUUUGUGCGCCUGCCAGUAAAGAACCUCAACACGAACUAUAGCAUGUUGUUUAUCGUGUUAUCUAAGCUCAAUAGGAUGGUUGCAUAGAAUCCUUUUAAAUGUGUACUCAUUUACUCCAUAAGCGAUAUGAUUUUCAUACUGCAACUGCUUUGUACUUUUCCAUAAAUUACUUGGCCAACCAUCGCAACAGUUCCUUUCUCAAUGUUGCCGUGUCGACCAACUCAUUGCAUCUCCGACCCGACAUGGUGCUCGUUUCUCAC
This is a messenger RNA of Radiomyces spectabilis, 1285 nucleotides long. RefSeq lists its product as uncharacterized. The transcript has 2 exons. Bases 439 to 978 code for a protein of 179 amino acids. NCBI's taxonomy places the organism in Eukaryota, Fungi, Mucoromycota, Mucoromycetes, Mucorales, Radiomycetaceae. The record is from RefSeq and is a predicted model, not a curated record.